AUGUCCUCGAGCGCAUCUCCCAGACGAAGUUCGCGCGUCGCCGCCUCUGCGUUAGCUUCUACUUCUUCUCGUCUGCCAUCUUCCUCUCCCCUCAGUUUCCCUUCGGACGCUGCGGACGACAAUCCCCGACCAACGAAGCGUGCGCGCGCGCAGAGGGGCGAAGUUGUCGCACCUCCAAAACAACCUACCAAACGUCGCACAAAAGACGCUGCGGAAUCCCCGAGACCACAAGACUACGUGCCGCGCGCGGAGAACGCGUGGAAGCUGGGCCCGCAUGUAUCGUCCGCGGGCGGAGUGGAGAACGCGGUCGUGAACGCUGCUGCCGUCGGCGCGAACGCGUUUGGCCUGUUCUUGAAGUCGCAGCGCAAGUGGGAGUCACCCGCGCUGAAGGAGGACUCGGUCGAGAAGUUCAAGGCGCGUAUGAAGACGUUUGGAUACUCCCCUGCGCACGUUCUGCCGCACGAGAGCUACCUUGUCAACCUCGCGAACCCCGAUGGCGUGAAGCGCGAGAAGUCGUACCAGUGCUUCUUGGACGACCUCAAACGGUGUGAGCAACUGGGUCUCGAGUUAUACAACUUCCACCCCGGCUCGACGCUAGGCUCUCCAUUGGAGGACGCCCUUGCGCGUAUAGCCUCAUGCAUCAACCGUGCACACAAGGAGACACAGAGUGUCGUGGUGGUAUUGGAGAACAUGGUAUGUCAAAUCUGCAACGCGGGGUCCUUCUGCUAUUUACGCGUUUACACGCAGGCAGGCUCCGGGAACGUCGUCGGGUCCCGCUUCAUCGAGCUGGGCAAGAUCAUUGAGCAGGUUGAUGACAAGUCUCGAGUAGCUGUAUGCUUGGACACCUGUGAGCACUUUUUUCACGUAUUUGCGCAAAAAUUGCGUUCUCACCACUUCCCCUCAGUGGCCGAGUUCGACCGUGACGUGGGCGCAUCAUACCUGCGCGGCAUGCACCUCAAUGACUCCAAGGGCGCCCUCGCGAGCAAGAAAGACAGACACGAAAACAUCGGCCUGGGCCAUCUUGGUGUUCAAACCUUCGACCGCAUCCUGUCCGACCCGCGCACGCGCGGCAUCCCGCUCAUCCUAGAGACGCCCGCGUACGAUGUCGGGACGUCGGGCGGCGGAAAGGAUAGCUUGGCCAAGGAGGGCAUGGUGGUAUGGCGCACGGAAGUCGCGGUUCUCAACCGGAUCGCGGGGCGGUCGCCCGGGACUCCGACGGAGGACGGCGUCGUGGUCUCGUUGGACGACGAGGAGCUCGAUACGUGCCGUGCGGAGGUGCAAGCCGUCGUCCACGAGGCGAGCAAGUCGCACGACGGCAAAGGGAGGAAGGCGGGGCAGUCUGCCAGCAAACGCGGCGGGAGGAAAGGCAAGCGGCACGCGGAAGACGCGGACGAAGACGUGGACAGCUGCGACGAUUCAUGGUGUGUACUUCGUCGCUUCCUGUAUCCCUCACGCUCAUCGUCCACUGUGCCUAGAAAUCGCACCAAUUACGCCGUCUCCGCCGCGUCCCUGGCACGGCACAGAUCGGUGAGUAUAUAG
Messenger RNA from Epithele typhae, 1539 nucleotides. Its product is annotated as AP endonuclease. Bases 1 to 1539 code for a protein of 512 amino acids. The transcript is spliced from 6 exons. NCBI's taxonomy places the organism in Eukaryota, Fungi, Basidiomycota, Agaricomycetes, Polyporales, Epitheliaceae. Gene Ontology annotation, cellular component: mitochondrion; nucleus. Gene Ontology annotation, biological process: base-excision repair. Gene Ontology annotation, molecular function: DNA binding; zinc ion binding; phosphoric diester hydrolase activity. The record is from RefSeq and is a predicted model, not a curated record.